UGGCAUCGCUUUCAGAGCAUCAGGUUCUACAGCCCCGCCAGGAGGAAGCGCCCUGCAGACGCAGCCUGGAUGGCUUUGCAGAAGCCACAGGCCCCGGAGGAAGUGAGCCGCUUGCCCCUGCCUCCAGGGCGGCCCCUGCCGACCUAGGGCACCGGAACUGGCUUUGCUUUGGAACCCGGGGACCACCAGCGCUUGAGCUCCGUGGCCUUCAUUUCCCUGCAUGGAGGAAGCAGCCAGGGCCGGCAAGGCAGCGAUGGAGCCGGAGUCCCUCUACGACCUGCUGCAUCUCCCUGGGAAGGAGGACCCACCGGCCGAGGAAGAACUCUCACAAGGAGAGAAGAGGAAGUUCCUUCCCCCAACUUCCCGGAAUAACCCCAAAUUUGAAGAAUUGCAAAAGGUGCUGAUGGACUGGAUCAACGCUGAACUCCUCCCAGAGCACAUUGUGGUCCGCAGCCUGGAGGAGGACAUUUUCGACGGGCUCAUCCUGCACCACCUUUUCCAGAAGCUGAGUGGACUCAAGCUGGACGUGGAGGAGAUCGCCUUGACCGCAGCCAGCCAGAGGCGCAAGCUCACGGCUGUCCUGGAGUCUGUAGACCAGAGCCUGCGGCUGGAGGAGCCACAGGCCAAGUGGAGUGUGGAGAGUAUCUUCAACAAGGACCUGCUGGCCACCCUGCAUCUCCUCGUGGCCCUGGCCAAGCGCUUCCAGCCUGAUCUGCCCCUCCCGACCAACGUGCAGGUGGAGGUGAUCAUCAUGGAGCGCACCAAGAGCGGCCUGAAGUCGGAGAAAUCGGUGGAGCAGCUCACUGAGUGUGGCGCAGACAAGGACCAGCCAUCAAAGGACGUCUUUGAUGAAUUAUUUAAGCUGGCUCCAGAGAAGGUGAACGCAGUCAAAGAGGCCAUCGUGAAGUUCGUCAACCAGGAGCUGGACCGCUUGGGCCUGUCCGUGCAGAAUCUAGACACUCAGUUUGCAGAUGGCGUCAUCUUACUCUUGCUGAUUGGACAGCUGGAAGGCUUCUUCCUGCACUUGAAGGAAUUCUAUCUCACUCCCAGCUCUCCUGCAGAAAUGCUGCACAAUGUCACCCUGGCCCUGGAGCUGCUGAAGGAAGAAGGCCUCCUCAGCUACCCUGUCAACCCUGAAGACAUCGUGAACAAGGACGCCAAGAGCACGCUGCGAGUCCUCUACAGCCUGUUUCGCAAGCACAAGCUGAAAGAAAGCACGGAUGGGGUGCCCCAGAGGUCCCCAAAUUAAUCCUCACAGCCCCCCAGAGCUGCUGCUCACGGCCUGCUGCUGGGACCACUGGAGGCCCGGGCUGCGGAGGGCCUCCUUGUGGUGCAGCCCUGGGCCUCCCACUCUUGUCCUGUGUGUCUGUGGCACACCCGCCCUCCCCCGUCUCCUGUUUCCGUCCGUCUGAAUAUCUUUGAACCCAAUUAGGCGUGGUUUCGUUCUGAGCCAACCUCUGAUCUCGCCUGGUUUAUUUUAACAAAUGGAUCUCUGGGAGGGAUGUGGGGAGCCUGCCGAUGUCCUGGGAAGGUCCCCCUUAAAUAUGCACGGAUAUGAGCUGAGCCCCAGUGCAGCAUCCCUCCCCGUGGGGCAGGUGGGCGAGGGGUUCAGGAGCUUGUCUCCAGGGCCACCGCCAGGCAGCUGUGAGGGGCCCAGCAUCGCUGACCUUCAGGGGGCUGAGGGGCUGACCCUGGAGUAGGAGGGCCCUCAGGUGUCAGUGCUGACCCGAUGGCAGAGACCCGCCUGCCACACUCAGCUACUGCUGUCCACCUGCCUCUCACGUGGGGGUGACGGGCCCAAGAUCACCCUCCAGAGGCAGGAGACCCACGUGGCUGCAAAACUAGCCCUGUGCCCCUCUGGAAAGUCAGUUCAGUUACUUGCCAGAAGAGCCGAGGCCCAGGCCCACCCCACAGCCACGGUGCUGAGUUUCACCCAAAAGUCACAGAGAUUUCCUCGUGGCUGGUUUGCAGGUCGAACCGACUCCCUGUCUGUCCCCAGGGAGCUGCCGCGUCGCUCUCUCCAGGGAGACUGGCACUUGCUGUCUAUGUUUCUCGAAGCAGAAGUCCCUGUAACAGGAUGGAACAGGGGUUCCUGGAGCUGACGGCUGAUGGGAACAAACCUGAAGGAGGCUCUGUGGGCGAGAGUGAGGGUCGGUGGGCAAGGUCAGUGGGGCUGGAUCCGGCUGGCCUUGGGCCCCUCCCCUGCCCUCCCAGCUCCGAGUUUCUGUAAGGACAGAGCCCACUAGGUCUGAAGUUGUCACUGUUUGAUAGCCUUGGAUUUGGGGAGGGGCUGGUGGCUCAGACAGUAAAGUGUCUGCCUACAAUGCAGGAGACCUGGGUUCUAUCCCUGGGUCAGGAAGAUCCCCUGGAGAAGGCAAUGGCACCCCACUCCAGUACUCUUGCCUGGAAAAUCCCAUGAUGGAGGAGCCUGGUAGGCUACAGUCCAUGGGGUCGCAAAGAGUCGGACAUGACUGAGCAACUUCACUUUCUUUCCUUGGCUUUGGGGCAGGGGGCCUGCAUGGGCCAGGCCCUGUUUGCCCGACCAGCGAGUGGCACUCAGAGGAUGAGCUCUGUAUGGGGAGUGACUGACGCCAAGAACCCUUGGAGCGGGUGUCUGAGUGUGAGAUAGUCUCAGGGUGGUCUUACAUCUGCCCCACCCCAUCCACCUGCUCCCCUCCAACUUACAGGCAAUUAGGAUGAGGGUGGGGCCCCGUGAUGGGAUUAGCAUCCUUAGAAGAAAAGAGAGACUAGACUGGUCUCUGCCAUAUGAGGACAUAGCAAGAAGGUGGCCGUCUGCAGACCAGGAAGAGGGGUCCUCACCAUGUACCAAAUCACUGGGGACCUCCAUCUUCAACUUCCCAGGUGUCAGAACUAUGAUAAAUAAAAGUCUGCUUUUUGGUUGUUUUCUUUUUUAA
This is a messenger RNA of Bubalus bubalis (water buffalo), 2915 nucleotides long. It is a transcript of the gene PARVG, whose product is annotated as parvin gamma. Bases 221 to 1249 code for a protein of 342 amino acids. The transcript has 13 exons. Gene Ontology annotation, biological process: substrate adhesion-dependent cell spreading; establishment or maintenance of cell polarity; actin cytoskeleton organization. The record is from RefSeq and is a predicted model, not a curated record. Lineage: Eukaryota; Metazoa; Chordata; Mammalia; Artiodactyla; Bovidae. Gene Ontology annotation, cellular component: actin cytoskeleton; focal adhesion; cytoplasm. Gene Ontology annotation, molecular function: actin binding.